Molecule: messenger RNA, 2790 nt
Organism: Lachancea mirantina
Lineage: Eukaryota; Fungi; Ascomycota; Saccharomycetes; Saccharomycetales; Saccharomycetaceae
Source: the annotation of a GenBank genome assembly
AUGUCUACUCAUACUUACAAGAAGUUCGAAGAGGCCGUGUCGGGCGUUUUGCCCGACAAAAUGACCGUCUAUCAAGAGUGUUUGAACGCGUUUAACGAAUCGCCCGUGAACGCCAAGCGGUGUCGCACGUUGAUCUCGCGUCUGUUGCAAUUGCUGGCACAGGGCGAGACGUUCCCUAAGACAGAGGCCACGGCGCUGUUUUUUGCAGUGUCCAAGCUGUUCCAGCACCCAAACGACUCUCUCAGACAGAUAGUAUACCUGGCUAUUAAAGAGUUGAGUGUCAUUUCCGACGACGUGCUGAUGGCCACAUCGUCGAUUAUGAAGGACGUCCAGAACGGGUCCGAUGCCAUCAAGCCCAAUGCCAUCCGGUCCUUGACUCGGGUCCUGGACGAGACCACCGCGUUCUCCGCAGAGAGACUUUUCAAAUCCGCUGUCGUGAGCAAACAUCCUUCGAUUUCGUCUGCUGCGCUGGUCAGUUCGUACCAUUUAUUGCCGGUCGCUGAGGCGACCGUCAAGCGCUAUAUCAGCGAAACGCAAGAAGCGGUGUCAGAUUUGAAGACAUACCCCUACGUCAGUGGUGCGUCUGAUUACUACCCGAAUUCGACGUACAUAUCCCAGUACCAUGCGUUGGGGCUGCUUUACAUGCUCAGAAACAGCGACAAGAUCGCGCUCAUGAAAAUUGUACAGCAGUACUCGGGCGGAAAUGUGCUGAAAAAUCAGCUUGCGCAGGUGCAGCUCGUCAAAUUCGUCGGUAAUCUUUUGCAACGGGACCCUAAUGUCAUCUCACAAUUUGCGCCUUUGCUUUCAGGGUGGUUGACCAGUAAACAUGAAUCUGUCCAACUAGAAUCCGCGAAGCUCAUCACUUCGUUGCCCGACAGGAACGUUUCACCAGAUCUCGUCGCAGCCGCGAUCCAAACUUUGCAAGGUUUACUCACUGUGCCUCGUGUGACUACCAGAUUUGCAGCUGUGCGCGUUCUUAACCGAAUCUCAAUGGUGGCUCCUCAAAAAAUUGUCGUUUGCAACCCGGAACUAGAGUCUUUGAUCAACGACAGCAACAGAAACAUCUCGACUUAUGCGAUCACUACGCUGUUGAAGACUGGUACUUCCAACAACAUCUCUUCUUUGAUCAAGACCAUCACCAAAUUCAUUCACGACAUUUCAGACGACUUCAAAAUUAUCAUAGUGGAUGCCAUUCGCACCAUGGCCUUCAAAUUCCCAGAAGAGUGGAAAUCCAUUUUCGAUUUCCUCAUAAAUACACUAAAACAUGGUGACGGCGGUUUCAUAUUCAAAAACGGUAUAGUUGAAGCCUUGUUUGACUUGGUCGAAUUUGUUCCUCAGUCCAAAGAAACGGUGCUCGAAAACCUUUGCGAUUUCAUCGAGGACUGUGAAUAUAACGAAAUCUUAGUCCGAGUUCUACAUUUGCUCGGGAAAGAGGGGCCCACUACGAAAAAUCCAUCCCUGUAUGUGAGACAUAUCUACAACCGAGUUGUGUUGGAGAACUCUAUCAUUAGAUCUGCGGCUGUCGUAGCACUGUCCAAAUUUGCCAUGGUCAAAAACGACCCAGUUCUACUCAAUUCUAUUGAGAGCUUGUUAAGGAGAAUUCGCAAUGAUCCAGACGACGAAGUGAGAGACAGAGCCACCAUUGCUCUUGAAUUCAUCGAAUUUUCCAAAUCGCAGCCUGAGGCCGAAGUACCUCAGGAACUCAUAAACUUAACCUAUUCUUAUGAUCUCGGGGCUUUGGAGAGCAAAUUAACCCAUUACAUGGCUUCGAAUCAGGAUUCGUUCCGGACGCCAUUCGACUCCUCAUCGGUUCAGAAACUGACAGAGGAAGAGCGCAAGGCGACCGAGUAUAAGAAGAGACAAGAACAGUUCUCUGCGAAACUAUCUCCUGGCAAAGAAUCGACCCCUAGCCGCUCCACUGAUGCCGACAAGGCAAAUGGCAAUUAUUCAGGGCCCACCAUGGAAGAACAUGGUGAAGAUCUACGUGCGACCAGAUACGCUGAAGAGCUAUCAUCAAUUGAUGAGUUUGCAGAAUUCGGUGCCAUUGUCAACAGUUCUAAGGACGUUCCUCUCACCGAGACAGAAGCCGAAUUUGUUGUUUCGGGUGUGAAACACAUUUACAACUCGCACGUGGUUUUGCAAUUCAACAUCACUAAUACUCUUUCUGAUGUUGCGUUGGACAACGUCUCUGUUGCAUCUACACCCGAAGUUGGUGAAACAAGCCCACUGAACGAGUUGCUAACAAUUCCGAUCGAUAGACUUGCACCAAGCGAAACUGCGGCUUGUUACGUAGCUUUCAGCAAGUCUGAAUCAAUCGUGACAGAGGGAUUUUUGAAUACACUUUAUUUCACCACGCGAGAACUGGAUCCUGCUACAGGAGAACCAUUCGAAGGUGACGAGGGAUUCCAAGACGAGUACGAGAUAGACUCUCUUUUUAUUACCGCUGGUGAUUACAUCAAGGGUGCAUUUGUGGGCAAUUUCUCAGCCAGUUACGACGAACUGGCCCAUUCCGAAGUGGCAGUCUACAACAUCAAGGAGGAUAACUCAUUGCAAGAGAUCAUUGACAAGAUUAUUGCAAAUACCAACUGUCUCCCGUUGGAAAACUCACAAUUUGCCACGCUUGAUUCCAAUUCGCACACAUUGAAAGUAUUCGGCAAGGGCAUAACAGGUGGUGCAAGAAUAGGCCUGGUCGUUCGCAUGAUAAAAAGUUCAAAGGGCAUUGCUUUGAAGGCAGAGGGUAAAUCCGACGACGCGGAGUUGUGCUCAGACGUGGUCAAUGAGUUGGUGUGA